AUGAAUGAUAAUGAUUCAUCUGAAAAAACAUUUUGGGAAGAAAGUGGAUGCAUCUACACUUCUUACAACUGGACGCAUGUGAGAUUGUCUCACGUGCGAGGAAGAGUCGUGGAAACCUUGGCUUGCGAAACGCUGAAUUGGCAACGCGAAACCAAUCAUAAUCACAAUGUCAUCAAAUCAGCGUCUUCCACUUCCUGCUGCGCAAAGAUGCUCUGCAUUUUGGGAAAGCCGAAAAAGACACACCCUCACACAUACGACAACGAACACACGACAGCGACAGCGACAUCCUCGACCACGUGGCUGCAUCAAACGCGAGCAAAACGCCAAAAGGAACAUACGCAUCACGGGUCGUGCGACGGCUUCUUCUGCGCCGUUGAUGGCAGCACCCCACGUGAUGUGUUCGUGACGUGGCGUGAAUCUAAUGGCGUGGUGGUGGUUACGGGGUUGCCGUUUGAGAGCAACAGGUGUCGUUGCGAAAGUGAAGGGAUUUUAUGCCUCGCAAUGAUGCGCUCUAGGGUUUGUCGUUUUGUUCAGAAGUAUAGGAGACGUGGCAAAUCCUCACCUCAAUGUUCAGAAAUGGAAUCAAUUUACAAUGAUGAGUAUCUUAUUAAGAAUCUGAGACUAACACAAAAAAUGGAACUUUUGCAGAAUGGCCACAAAACCAAACCCUCGGAGAUACCCCUCGUCAAUGGAACCGCCCUGACUCACCUCAACUCGCUCUUCCAAACUCACUUCUCCGGCAACAUCGAUCCUUCCAGAGCUUUUGUCUCCAAGGUCAAGCGUCUCAUUGUAAAGGUUGGAACAGCUGUUGUUACUCGAAGUGAUGGAAGAUUAGCGCUUGGAAGAAUUGGAGCUCUUUGUGAGCAGCUUAAAGAACUUAGCAGUCAAGGAUUUGAAGUCAUAUUGGUAACUUCAGGUGCUGUUGGCCUUGGCAAACAAAGACUUAGAUAUCGCAAAUUGGCCAAUAGCAGUUUUUCUGAUCUUCAAAAGCCACAAAGUGAGAUUGAUGGAAAAGCAUGUGCAGCUGUUGGACAAAGUAGUCUCAUGGCUCUGUAUGAUACCAUGUUCAGCCAGCUUGAUGUGACUUCUUCCCAACUUCUUGUGAAUGAUGGAUUUUUUAGGGAUGCUGGCUUCAGAAAACAACUUUCAGACACAGUGAACUCAUUGUUAGAUUUAAGGGUUAUCCCCAUUUUCAAUGAAAAUGAUGCUGUUAGUACUAGGAAAGCACCAUAUGAGGAUUCUUCUGGUAUUUUCUGGGACAAUGACAGUUUGGCUGGUCUAUUAGCCUUAGAACUUAAAGCUGAUCUCCUUGUUUUAUUGAGUGAUGUUGAGGGCCUUUAUAGUGGUCCUCCAAGUGACCCAAAUUCAAAGUUGAUUCAUACAUAUAUAAAAGAGAAACAUCAAGGGGAAAUUACUUUUGGAGACAAGUCAAGAUUGGGCAGAGGGGGUAUGACUGCUAAAGUUAAUGCUGCUGUUUGUGCUGCUCAUGCUGGUAUCCCUGUCAUUAUAACUAGUGGCUAUGCUACAAACAACAUCAUUCGGGUUCUUCAAGGGGAAAAAAUAGGUACUGUCUUUCAUAAAGAUGCUCAUUUAUGGACCAAUAUAAAGGAAGUAAGUGCACGUGAAAUGGCAGUUUCAGCACGUGAGAGUUCUAGACGACUUCAGAUCCUCAAAUAUGAAGAAAGGAGUAAAAUAUUAUUGGCAAUUGCUGAUGCAUUGGAGAAAAAUGAAAGUAUAAUAUGUCGAGAGAAUGAAGCUGAUGUUGGUGAUGCUGUGACUGCUGGAUAUGAAAAUUCUCUGAUAUCACGUUUAUCCCUGAAGAAUAAGAAGAUCUCUAGUCUUGCAAAGUCUGUGCGCAUGUUGGCAGAUAUGAAAGAACCAAUUGGUCAAAUUUUGAAAAGAACUGAGCUAGCAGAUGAACUCAUCCUGGAGAAAAUAUCAUGUCCUUUGGGAGUCCUUCUGGUUAUAUUUGAGUCUCGACCUGAUGCCCUUGUUCAGAUAGCUGCAUUGGCAAUUCGAAGUGGGAAUGGUUUACUGCUUAAAGGUGGAAAGGAAGCUCGACGAUCAAAUGCAGUCUUACACAAGGUCAUUACUUCGGUGAUUCCAAAUACUGUAGGUGACAAACUUAUUGGGCUUGUGACUUCAAGAGAUGAAAUUCCAGACCUACUUAAGCUUGAUGAUGUGAUAGAUCUUGUGGUUCCUAGAGGCAGUAAUAAGCUUGUUUCUCAAAUCAAGGAAUCAACAAAAAUUCCUGUUCUUGGACAUGCCGAUGGAAUUUGUCAUGUAUAUGUCGACAAAGCAGCUAAUAUUGAUAUGGCAAAACAGAUUGUUAGAGAUGCAAAGACUGAUUAUCCUGCAGCCUGCAAUGCAAUGGAAACUCUUCUUGUACACAAGGAUCUAUCAAAUAAUGGUGGACUUAAUGAGCUUGUCCUUGAACUCCAACGUGAAGGUGUUAAACUGUAUGGUGGACCAAGAGCCAGUGGCUUACUAAACAUUGUUGAAACAAGCAGUUUUCAUCAUGAGUAUAGUUCACUUGCUUGCACAGUUGAAAUUGUAGAAGAUGUGUUUGCUGCCAUUAACCACAUACAACGACAUGGAAGUGCUCAUACUGAAUGCAUUGUUACAGAAGAUUGUGAAGUUGCUGAGACUUUCUUGAGUCAAGUUGACAGUGCUGCUGUUUUCCACAAUGCAAGCACACGAUUUUGUGAUGGAGCACGCUUUGGGCUUGGUGCUGAGGUUGGAAUUAGCACAAGUCGAAUUCAUACACGAGGUCCUGUAGGAGUAGAGGGCUUGUUGACAAACAGAUGGAUUUUGAGAGGGAAUGGACAUGUGGUUAAUGGUGAUCAAGGGAUCAAUUACACUUACAAAGAAUUGCCACUAAAAGCAUAA
This is a messenger RNA of Sphenostylis stenocarpa, 2889 nucleotides long. Lineage: Eukaryota; Viridiplantae; Streptophyta; Magnoliopsida; Fabales; Fabaceae. The record is from the annotation of a GenBank genome assembly.